This is a messenger RNA of Diaporthe amygdali, 693 nucleotides long. RefSeq lists its product as uncharacterized. Bases 1 to 693 code for a protein of 230 amino acids. NCBI's taxonomy places the organism in Eukaryota, Fungi, Ascomycota, Sordariomycetes, Diaporthales, Diaporthaceae. The transcript has 2 exons. The record is from RefSeq and is a predicted model, not a curated record.
AUGACCCGAGUAACAGCUCCCCGCGAGAUCGCCAAGCUUGUGAGAUCUCUAAGCACCACAGCUGCUGCCCCUCGGCCCAGCGGCAUCAUCGCCAACGCCUCAAAAACAGCGUCUGCUCGAGUCCGCAAGGAACUCGAUGCUGCUGCACAAGCCGAUGUUCCGGCCUCAGAGCGCACCCUGACAACCAACACGCGGCCCACGCCCAACCCGCACAGGGUGAUCCCGCUGAUGCAGGGCUUCCACACCACGCCCUCGCCGCGGUACGCCCAGGCCGACGUGUCGACCAUCGACUUCGCGGUGCUGCCGACGCGGGAGCAGCUGUUCCCCAGCGCGCCCGACGACUCCUUCUCGCGCGUGCGCGUGCCCCUGCUGCCCGACAACUUCGCGCCCAACCGCGCCGCCGUCCCGGGCAGCUUCGCGCCCGAGGCCCUCGACGCCCCGCUGCGCGCCCCGGAGAUCAUCGUCAUGGCCGCGGACCCGUCCAGCGUCAACGCCGUCUCCGCGCUGACCGAGGUCGAGGCCUUCUCCCCCGACGGCGUCGAGCUCAGCUUCGCGCACGACUUCCCGGGUGGAAGCAGUCGUGGCGGUGCCGCCCAGGAGGAGCGGUAUGCUGGCGGCAUGUUGAAGGACCUGUGGGCCGGGCUGAAGGAGGACAUUCUCAGUCCUGGCGGCCAGGCUAAGCCUGCCCUGUAA